CCAGGACAGACGGCAAAGCUCAAACUCAAAACUCCAUAAUGAACACACAACACAAAAAAUGUUAUUAGGACCACCACCAUGUUUUAUUGGCAUAAACUACACUCCCGAGCUGCCACGUCGUCAACGCAAUUCUCUAUCAUUCCUCGCCUCUUCUUCUUCCUUCUUUUCCGCUGCUUCUAUUACUAUUCCAGUUAGAUCCCAGUCAACCUCGUCUCCACUCCGUUGCUCUCCUCUUCACCCGCUCUCUCCCUCCCGUUCUGAAAUGGAUACCACUGCUGGCCUAAGUUUGUUCCCAAUGCACCGCUGCAAAACUCUUCACCUGGUGAGGCAUGCUCAGGGGAUCCACAAUGUAGAGGGAGAUAAGAACUAUAAAGCAUACAUGUCUCCAGAAUAUUUUGAUGCACACAUUACUCCUCUUGGCUGGCAACAGGUUGAUAAUUUGCGUAAGCAUGUCCAUGAAUGUGGCCUAGCUAAGAGGAUUGAUUUAGUCAUUACAUCCCCUUUGCUAAGGACAUUGCAAACAACUGUUGGGGUAUUUGGUGGUGAAGGUUAUACAGAUAGGAUGGAUAUCGUACCACUUAUGGUGGCAAAUGCAGGAAACAGUGGCCAUGCUGCAAUUUCAAGUCUAAACUGCCCACCAAUCAUUGCGGUAGAACUUUGUCGAGAACAUUUGGGAGUCCAUCCUUGUGAUAAGAGGAGAAAUAUCAGUGAUUAUCAGUUUCUUUUUCCUGCAAUUGAUUUCUCACUGAUAGAAAGUGAUGAGGACACGUGGUGGAAGGCUGACGUUAGGGAGACAAAAGAGGAAGUCGCGGCCAGGGGGCUGAAGUUCCUGAACUGGUUGUGGACACGGAAAGAGAAGGAGAUAGCGAUUGUUACCCAUAGUGGGUUUUUGUUUCAUACAUUAAGUGCAUUUGGAAAUGAUUGUCACCCAUUGGUGAAAAAAGAGAUAUGCCAGCACUUUGCAAAUUGUGAGCUUCGCUCCUUGGUCAUUGUUGACAGAAGUAUGAUGGGAUUAGAUCCCUCGGCAACCAAUUAUCCAGGAAAGAUUCCAUCGGGACUGGAUCUCCCAAGUGAUGUUGUGGAUGAGAAGGCUUAGAAAAAAAGAGGACCUGAUACAAAUUCCUUUGUCUGAGCAUUAUGUUUAAUGCUUGUGAUUAAGUAAUCGCAUUGUUGGAAACUCCAUAACCAGAUAUGGUUUCUGUUAUUAUACUUUAAAGAUUCUCUUCAGGUAUGGUGAUUUCAGCAUGUGGGUGAGGAAAUUCAAUGGUGGCAAUUGAGAUGCACUAGACUUUAAACGAUAUUCCUACUGUUUGGCGAAGAGGUUAACAGGCCUCAGAUCUCAACCAUCUACAUGUUUUACCAGACUUUUCAAUGUAGACAUUCCCAUCAGUUUUACCUUCUAUCUGUUACUGAUCAA
Molecule: messenger RNA, 1417 nt
Organism: Theobroma cacao (cacao)
Lineage: Eukaryota; Viridiplantae; Streptophyta; Magnoliopsida; Malvales; Malvaceae
Source: RefSeq, a predicted model, not a curated record